GAUUGGCCUCAACCAGGAGUUAAUGGCCACUCACGGAAUUCCAUUGGUCAAUGUGAGGAAAGAGGGGUGUGAUCACUACGGACAGCAGAGAGCCGUGCUACGGGAGGAGCGAGCGGCGUGUUUCCGGGGGUCAUCUAUCGAGCGACGCGGAACACACGCGGCCAUGGAAACCGAGUUUCGGGAAAUCGAUGAGCUCGGGAACUGGAACGCCGUUUACCAGGAGAUUAAGCAGCAGUCCAGUGACCUACCAUGCAAGAUCGCCAAACUUCCAGAAAACAGAAGUCGUAAUCGCUACAGAGACGUCAGUCCAUUUGACCACAGCCGUAUUCGUCUACAGAUCGGCAGUAAUGACUACAUCAAUGCAAGCCUGAUCUCAGUGGAAGAAGCUCAGAGAAACUACAUACUAACUCAGGGUCCGUUACCAAACACCUGUGGUCAUUUCUGGGAGAUGGUGUGGGAGCAGCGCUGCCGAGGGGUUGUGAUGCUGAAUCGUGUGAUAGAGAAAGGCUCGAUAAAGUGUGCUCAGUAUUGGCCUCAGCGAGAGGAGGGGGAGGCUGUUUUUGAAGACACAAAUUUCAGACUUACUCUGAUCUCAGAGGAUGUGAAAUCGUACUAUACAGUACGACAGCUGGAGCUGGAAAAUCUGUCGACACAGGAAACACGGGAGAUUCUUCAUUUCCACUACACCACAUGGCCAGAUUUUGGCGUGCCAGAGUCGCCUGCAUCUUUUCUCAACUUCCUUUUGAAAGUGCGUGAGUCAGGCUGUCUGAGUCUAGAGCACGGUCCUGUCGUGGUCCAUUGCAGCGCUGGUAUUGGCCGCUCUGGGACGUUCUGCCUUGUAGACACCUGCCUCCUUCUGAUGUCUCAGAGGAAGGAUCCAACGUCAGUGCGCAUCCAGGAGGUCUUGCUGGAAAUGCGGCGAUACCGCAUGGGUCUGAUCCAGACAGCUGACCAGCUGCGUUUCUCUUACCUCGCUGUCAUAGAGGGUGCCAAGUACAUAAUGGGAGACACGUCUGUACAGGAGUCAUGGAAGGAGUUAUCAAAUGAGGAGGAUCUCCCCCCUCAAUUAACUCCUCCUCCUCCCAGACCAAGGCCUCGAGUAGACCCACCCAAUGGCAAAGGCGAACUGGUGAACUCUGACACCACCCUCUUCUUCAGUGAGAUAAUAAAAAACAGCGCAGAAAUCUGUGCGAACAGUGCGCCCCAGACAUUCACAGACGGGUCAGAGCUUCGCAAACGGGCAGCCGGUGAGGUCGGAGCGUCUGCGUUGUUAAGAGAACCCGAUGACCCAAUUGUCGCAAGAGAAGCCCCUCCCAAACCUGCACGGUCUCCGCCCAAGACUCCCACGGAGGAGGCGACUCCUGUUGCUGCCGAUGGAGCGUGGAGCCCCCUGCUGACCAGUGUGUUUAUGUGCACGGUACUGGCUGUAGGUGCUUAUGCCUGUUACCGCACCUAUUUCCACUGAUGCCCUCUUUUUUUUCCAUCCUUCUCUUUUUCUAUCCCUCCAUGUGCUGGCUAUUGUCGGGAAAAGAAAAAGAGAGACACACACAGACACUGAUAGUUUCUCAGCUGGACCUGUGUCUCUCAGCUGGGCCCGUCUCACUCUUUCUGAAUGUCUUUGGGAAAGAGUUUCAGCGACUUUUUUUUUGCCAAAAUGCUGUCGCCUCUUUCUAAACACACACUCUUACACACAAUCUAAUAAAUGUGUGUCCGUUUAAAACCUCAGGGCCUCACAAUUCAGGUGUUGCAACCCCAACGUUAAACAGGUAAAACACAGGUAAAAGAAAAUCCAAAAGACUCUGUUGUUGUUGCAGUAAGUAAGGGAACUUUUUGUGUGUGUGUGUGUGUGUGUGUGUGUGUUUGUGUAUCUCAAUCAUUUUUUCUGUUCGAUUUUUAAGUCUCAGACGGAGCUGCACAGGAGGUGAGCUCCUCUUAUACAUGCUGAAAACACAAAUCUGCUGUACCUGAUUGAAAACCUGUUUGUAUUUGUGUGUCUUGGAGAAAAGGGAGAUCAUGAGUAGUCCGGGAUGUCUGAUACCAUCAAGUGCUCUGUCACAGCAGAAAACAUCCCAAAUGCUUUUACUUUUCAUUCUUUUUUCUGGCCUCAGCUUUUGUUUAUACCCCAAAGAUGACACUGGCACUUUGUCUGUGAGGGGAAACAAAGAUCAAGUGACUGAUGCACCGGCCUCUCAUUCAUUCAUUCAUUCAUUCAUUCAUUCGUUCGUUCGUUCGUUCGUUCCCUUUGUCAGAUCAGACCAUUUAAAAUGCUGGAGCUGGAUGCCACAUUCAGAACAAACUUCAGUUGGUUCUCUAUGGGCCCUGCUACGGCCAUUUAGUUUAUCUAGAACUCACAUUUCAUUUUUUAAUUAAACUGAAAUACUAAAACCACUUCAAAUCAAGCAAGCAUUCUUACUAGACCUCAUGGAUUUUUGUUUCCAAAUUUUCAUGCAUUUCACUUAAUGCCAGCUCUGGAAAUCAAGGUAAAGCAAGUUAACCUGACUGAUUGAUUGUUACAACAAAAAUGUGGCAGCAGGUGGCAGUAUUAAGUACAAUGAUUUUUCACUUGUGAUUGCCCUUUUAGAGGACGGUGACUCAUGAGACAGGGUUUGAAUUAUAUAUAUAUAUUUUUUUUUCUGUUGCAAUACAGAUACAUUCAUGCUUCUGGCCCUUGUCACAUGUCCUUAAUGGUGUGCGUUGAGCGCAGGAGGUCAGACUUUACCAAAAAAUAUAAAAAACAAAACACCAGCACUGAAUGAAUGCAAAGAGAGAACCAGUGACAGUGAGCUGUCUUUGUGUUUUAUUGUUUUACUAUAUUAUUGUCAUAGUAAUUAUUAUCGAGAGAGAUUUAACAGCAGACGGGCAUAGAAAUUUCUUUGAAUCAAACCACGCUGCAGAACUGUUACUUUGGAACAAUGUGUGAACAAGUCUAAUGCAGUAACCUCAAAACAAAUGAAGCCUCGUGUAUUGAGGCCUGAAACGCUUUUAAUUGUGACUCGGCUUUGUGUGGUGACUCUUUGACUGCUGCUUGACCAGUCCAGAAUGGCAAUUUUUGGGUCGCUAGGAGUUUUUUUUUUUCUUCCCAGCUUGUAGAGGUUCAAUGUUUCACACACUGAAGCUGUUGAGGUUUGGUUCUGUUUUAACAGAGGGCCACCAUUCAUCGUAGUGACUCUGAAUCCGGUCCCUUUGCUGGACCACAGAAUGUAAAGUUUCUUGCCGGCUUUAUUUACACACACGCAUAUAUAGAGAGAAAUGUAUCUGUGUCAUUGUUUGUCUUUUUUCAGUUAUCUUUGGACUGGUAGACAUCAGACUUCCUCGGCCUUUGUAUAUGAGGCUUAAGAAUUUAUUUCCCCCUCCCAGCAUCCCGUUGAGUCCUUUUUAAUGUUGAUUCAUUGUGUUUUUGUUUUUUGUAAGAAAAGCAUAUGCUUUGUUCCAGUUGGAUGUAUUGACAUUUGAAAUUGUAUUUUUUUGGACAGAAUACAAAGCAGUGGUAAUAAACAUAAAUUCUUAAAUCUA
Carassius gibelio (silver crucian carp) is the source of this 3513-nucleotide messenger RNA. RefSeq names its product tyrosine-protein phosphatase non-receptor type 1. Bases 23 to 1465 code for a protein of 480 amino acids. Gene Ontology annotation, molecular function: protein tyrosine phosphatase activity. Gene Ontology annotation, biological process: protein dephosphorylation. The transcript is spliced from 10 exons. The record is from RefSeq and is a predicted model, not a curated record. NCBI's taxonomy places the organism in Eukaryota, Metazoa, Chordata, Actinopteri, Cypriniformes, Cyprinidae.